AUGAAAGUCGCCGUCGUAGGAGGCGGCCCCGCGGGCCUCGCCACACUCAAGUUCCUCACCACGGCGCAUCUCUUCUUUCCCAUUCCGCCAAUUGACGUGCGUCUCUUUGAAGCCGAGCCCGAAAUUGGCGGGACCUUUACGCAGCGCGUCUACGAAGAUGCCGAGCUCGUAUCGUCCAAGUACCUAACCGCCUUUUCCGACUUUCGCCUCCCCUUGGACGCACCCGACUUUGUCACCCCGGCCGUGUAUGUACAGUACCUCCGCGACUACCUGACGCAUUUCAACCUGUGGACGCAGGUCCGCUGCAACACCCGCGUCACGCGCAUCGUCCGUCGGCAGCCCUCCGGUCACACUAUCACAACCAUCACGUCCGUCAACGAUGCCGUGGAGACAACAACGUGGGACUGCGACGCCGUGGCCAUGUGCACAGGGAUCCACGUGCUGCCGAGCAUACCAGACAUUCCGGGCCUGGAUAGAGUGCCGACGGUGCUGCACUCGUCGCAGCUCAAGACGCGGGGGCAGUUUGGCAAGUACACGCACGUCGUCGUGCUCGGCGCGGGGGAGACGGGCAUGGACAUGGCGCAUCUGGCCGUCACGGCGCCGACGGCCUCGGUGACGCUGUGCCAUCGAGGGGGCUUCUUCUGCGCGCCCAAGAUAGUGCCGCUGCCGAGCCCACGAGGACGCACGCCCGAGAGCGCCGCGCCGCGACCCAACAAACCCGUCGACACGUCCGUCGCCAGCCUCUUUGACACGGCGUACGCGCACCCCGUCCUGCAGAGGAGCCCGCUGCUGUGGGCGGCAUACGACGUCUGGGUGCGCAAAAUGCACUGGUGUAUCGGCGGCACCGAGGAAGGCCCCGAUCAGUGGGUUGGGCAGAUGAGCAAGGAGCGGAAGCAUCUCGAUUCCUUGUUCAUGUGCAAGUCGGACCGCGCUCUGCCCUACAUCUCCGCCGGCCACCGCUCCACGUCCCUCCUGCACCGCAUCCGCUCCUCCAUCCUCAGCGUGCCCAUCCGUCCCAAUCGCGGCGGGCGGACCAUCGCCGUCCGGUCCUGGCCCUCUUCGAUCGACAAGUCCGGCGCCAUGCACUUUUCCCCCUCCUCCUCCUUCUCUCCCACAACAGACCCUCUCAAGCCCGACGUCGUCAUCCUCGCCACCGGCUACGGCACCACCUUUCCCAUGCUCGACCACACCCGCGGCGCGUACCCCUCUCUACAGUCCGCCUCCGUCCGCGGCAUCUACAGCCCCGAGUCCGUCGACGUUGCCUACAUUGGCUUCGUCCGGCCCAGCAUCGGCGCCAUCCCGCCGCUCGCCGAGCUCCAGGCCCAGCUGUGGACCCUCCGCCUCCUGCAGCGCUUCUUCCCCGCGCGCAUGCCGUCGGCGCGCUCCGCGCACGCGGUCGCGGCGUACGAGAUGGACUGGAAGCUGCACCCGCGGGCCGGGUACGACAUGUACAGGGACAAGCGCGGCGUCGACCACGAGAGCUACGCGUACCAGCUCGCGCUCGACAUGGGCGCGGCGCCGACGUGGCGGUUCGUGAUGCGGAAGGGGUGGCGCUGUUUUUAUACCUGGGCGAUGGGGUCGAAUUUCAAUACCAAGUUUCGCAUGGUAGGCCCGUGGCGAGACGAGCUUGUCGCUGAGGACAUUAUGCGCGGGGAGCUGUAUGGCGUGGUGAAGCGCUCGGGUGGAUUGGUGUACUUCUUUACGUAUUCGGUCAUACCCUUGAUUGUGUUUGGAACCAUCAGCCUGAGCCUGUAUGCGGCGUUUUGGGCGGCUUCGCUGCCGGGAAGGGCGUGUGCUGGCGUGACGAGUGUAUUUGGUCGGAGGAACAAGGACAACGUGAUGCAGAAGAUUGCGGCUUAG
Molecule: messenger RNA, 1860 nt
Organism: Akanthomyces muscarius
Lineage: Eukaryota; Fungi; Ascomycota; Sordariomycetes; Hypocreales; Cordycipitaceae
Exons: 5
Coding region: 1-1860 (619 amino acids)
Molecular function (GO): N,N-dimethylaniline monooxygenase activity; flavin adenine dinucleotide binding; NADP binding
Source: RefSeq, a predicted model, not a curated record